AUGCAGCACAUCACAGAGCUCGUCCAGCAGCACCUUCCCGGGAUCUACGUGGUCGCCCUCGAGGUCACCGGCUCGAAAAUCGGCUCCAUCUUCACCGGCAGCGACAAACAGGUCGAGAUGAUCUGUGCGGCGCUCGCUGCGGAUAGCAAGCUUGCGGGAGGCAUCAAUGCGAUGGGCGUGUCGCAGGGUGGCAUCCUGCUGCGGGGCUAUCUCGAGCGUUGCAACAACCCGCCUGUCAAGAACUUCAUCUCGUGGGUGGCCCCCAUGAUGGGCGUCUACGGCGUUCCCGAGGUGGGGCAUUGGGAGUAUCUCAACGUGACGCUUGAUGAAAUCGCCGACUGCUGCGUCUACCAGGAUUGGGCGCAGAGCCUGCUUUCCUUUGCUGGUUAUUGGCGCGACCCUUUCGCACUCGACAAGUACGUGGACAGAAACAUCUUCCUCGCCGACAUCAACAACGAGGGGUCCAACAAGAACCCCACCUACAAGAAGAACGUUCUCGCCCUCGACAACUUUGUCAUGAGCUACUCCACCGCCGACACCGUGCUGAUCCCGUUGGAGACGGGCUGGUUUGGCGCCUACGCCAAUGGCACGGACAGCCAGGUCGUGCCGCUCGAGAAGCAGCCCUUCUACGAGUUCGACUACAUCGGUCUCAGGACGCUGGAUCAAGCCGGCAAGCUGCACCGAUUUACCACCGACUGCAUACACGAGGACUACACCUCGCCCUGCUUUGACAAGUACUUCCUGGCCAACGUCCUGCCAUUCCUUGCGUCCUAG
Messenger RNA from Acanthamoeba castellanii str. Neff, 774 nucleotides. RefSeq lists its product as uncharacterized. Gene Ontology annotation, molecular function: palmitoyl hydrolase activity; thiolester hydrolase activity. Gene Ontology annotation, cellular component: lysosome. The transcript is spliced from 7 exons. The record is from RefSeq and is a predicted model, not a curated record. NCBI's taxonomy places the organism in Eukaryota, Discosea, Longamoebia, Acanthamoebidae. The coding region runs from base 1 to 774 and encodes 257 amino acids.